Cyphellophora attinorum is the source of this 975-nucleotide messenger RNA. RefSeq lists its product as uncharacterized. NCBI's taxonomy places the organism in Eukaryota, Fungi, Ascomycota, Eurotiomycetes, Chaetothyriales, Cyphellophoraceae. The record is from RefSeq and is a predicted model, not a curated record. The transcript has 2 exons. Bases 1 to 975 code for a protein of 324 amino acids.
AUGGGUCCGCCAAAGAGAAAGGCACCCGCCUUAGAUGUUCCCCGCAAGGACGAAGAUCCCGCGGAACGAAAACGCAUACUGAAUGUACUAGCCCAGCGACGAUAUCGCCAGAAACGCAAAGAGCAUCUCAACAAGCUCGAGGCAGCCACCCUGUCCUCGACUGCAAACAGCGAAGCAGAGAGAGAUCUCGUCGAUUCUCAAAGAAACCACCCAGACGUCAACCAGCGGCAAUUCAACUCGCUACCUCCAGAGCAAGCUAAAACUCCCUGCCUGCAGGACUUCCAGGAAGCAUUUCCGCCAGACAUAUUUGACGAACAAGUACCGAUCGGGAACGGGUACAACGCCUUCGAUCAUGCUAUCGCCUUCCCGGAUGACCUCCAACUCACCGACAGCCUCUGGCCCUUGCCAUCCCUCCCGUCCUCGCCACGAUCGUCACAUACCUCCUCCCUGACCUCAUUCUCGUCCCCCACAUCUUCCAACGCGUCUCCACCAAACGCCAUCUCCUUCCCAGACGAACACAAUCUCGGCAUUCCCUCCCUCGACCUAAUGCGUGGCGCCCACUCCAUCGCCCUGCGCCUCGGCCUCCUACCUAUGAUGUGGGACCUCGAGGGCCCCACCGCACUACAACGCCGCGUACCACAUCACCCACUGGUCGAUCUGCUACCGUGGCCAACGGUGCGCGAUAAGAUGUUGCUCGUCUUCUCUACGCCGGUGGAGAUCCGGCCGCCUGCGGCUGCGAAGCCGACGGCACUCGUGGAUUUCGUGUACGAUCUGGAGGAUGCAGCGGAAGGGUCGCGCAUACAUGGCGAUGAUCCGUUUUCGGAUCAGAAUUGGGAGGUCGGCGAGAAGCUGUUCCGGGAUUGGUGGUGGGCGUUUGACUCACAGGUUAUUGCGAGGAGUAAUGCGCUGAGAAGGGAGAGGGGGGCGCCGCUGUUGGGAAGAGGGACUGGGAUUGUCUUGGGUGAGGUGACUUGA